Populus trichocarpa (black cottonwood) is the source of this 906-nucleotide messenger RNA. Its product is annotated as L10-interacting MYB domain-containing protein-like. The record is from RefSeq and is a predicted model, not a curated record. The transcript has 2 exons. The coding region runs from base 44 to 670 and encodes 208 amino acids. NCBI's taxonomy places the organism in Eukaryota, Viridiplantae, Streptophyta, Magnoliopsida, Malpighiales, Salicaceae.
GCACGCUUUUUGUGACAUAUGUAUUAAAGCAAUUGAGCAAGGUAUGCGACCCAACACACAUUUCGACAAAGCUGGGUGGAAAUAUGUUAUGAAUGGCUUUAAGGAUCAAACUGGCCAUGCAUUAACGAAAGCACAAUUAAAGAAUAAGUGGGACAGAAUUAAAAAAGAUUGGAGAAUAUGGAAAAGGUUGAUUUCUGAAACAGGAGUAGGCUGGAGUGCUGAACUUGGAACAAUUUCGGCACCUGAUGAAUGGUGGAAAGCUAAAAACCAGGAGAUACACAGAGCAAGAAAGUUUAGGCAUGCUGGAAUCGAUCCCACAUUGUGUUGUAAAUAUGAUAUCAUGUUUACAAACACUGUUGCUACCGGUCAGUAUGCUUGGGCUCCAUCACAGGGUCUGAAUUCUGAUGAAGAUGGUGUCGGUGAAAGGCAAACUAACGCAGUUAAUGAGGACCCUUAUAUUGAGGAAGGUAGUGGAGAUUCUGAGGAGGAUAGUCUACCAAAUUUUAUUGUCGAUGUCAGUAAUAUGGUUAUUGAUGUCACUUUUGCCAACAACACAAGCAAUCUCACUGGUAGUAGUGGGAAGAGAAAAGGUGUGCAACAAAGCUCCCAAAAAAAUAAGAAAAAAAAGGGGUGUCGGAAAGGGAUCGUAAUUGUUUUCGCGUUUAGAUAAGUUGGUUGAUAAUGUGUCUACCAAGAAUGAAUGCACGUCAAGUGGUUUGGAUAAAAAAUGAUGUAGCAUAGAAAAGGUGAUGAAGGAGUUUCACUCCAUUGAGGAAGUGGUGUUCGGCAGUGAGCUGUAUUAUUUUGCAACUGAGUUUUUUAUGGUUAGAAGUAGGAGGGAAAUGUGGGCAGCAAUUGGUGAUAUGGACCGAAAAUUUCAGUGGUUGAAAUUAAUGUUCGAUCGAA